AUGAAGUCGUUUACAUUGCGCUCAGCGCUUACAACCUCGGCGUUGCUCCUCGCCGCUGUUUUCCCAUCCGUCAAAGCCGAUCCUACAAUGGUAAAAGAAGGGUGUUUCAGCGAUGCCACGCCAUUGGAAGACCAAGGCCCAUACACAUACCAGAGUAACGGGUACUGUCAAACGCUCUGUGUGAAGAGCAACUAUCUUGUCUUUGCGCUGACGAAGGGAUCGAACUGCCUCUGUGGAAACCAGCUCCCUGCACAGUCGGCUGAGACGACGGAUGACAAAUGCAAUGUCAAGUGUGCCGGUUGGCCUGAUGUCAUGUGUGGCGGUGCUAAUGCAUUUUCCGUCUACUUGACCGGAAUCAGCGCCAAGGUCCCGUACUACUCCAGUGCUCCCGAAAGCACCAACUCGAGCUCGACAUCGACAACCAUCGAAGGGUCGACCAUGACCACUGGUAGCCAGGGUCAAAUCGUUACAGCAGGUGAGCAGACAGUAUUCGUGACAUCGCCAGCCAAUCAGGCUGGCACGACCAUUUCCGCCGACCCGGAGAAGAAGCAGUCGGACGGCGGCCCCAACACUGCUGCUAUUGCCGCUGGUGUUGUUGUCGGCGUUGUUGGAUUCUGCUCCCUGGUUGGUGCUGGCUUCUUUCUCUGGCGCUUCAGAAAACGCUCCAAUGCGCAACCGCAAUACAACGCCAAUGCCGAGCGCUUUGGCAAGCCCAUGUCUCAAGAUUCAAUGUCAGAUUCGAGGUUCGACGGCGACUUCAUGGCUCAGAGACGCCAAAGCAACGGUAGCAUUGAUGAUGAUCACGACUUCUCCCGUCGGAUCCUACAGGUAAAACCCAAAGGCUCGAGUCCAAAGACGGUGGUGGCUGACCAGAUGACUGCAGGUGACAAAUCCCGACCGUCGUUAAUUCGACAUACCGUGACAAGAGCCCGGCCGUAUCAUAUCGGUCUCCAAAUCGAAUCAAUCCCAGCGAUUAUGUUCACCUCAAAACUCCUAUAA
Aspergillus clavatus NRRL 1 is the source of this 999-nucleotide messenger RNA. Its product is annotated as WSC domain-containing protein. Gene Ontology annotation, cellular component: plasma membrane. NCBI's taxonomy places the organism in Eukaryota, Fungi, Ascomycota, Eurotiomycetes, Eurotiales, Aspergillaceae. The record is from RefSeq and is a predicted model, not a curated record. Bases 1 to 999 code for a protein of 332 amino acids. The transcript has 2 exons.